GACUUCUGUAUUUAUUGGGCAUUCCCUUUUUGUUCGUUGUUUAUUUUUAAGCGGCGUAAAUUUUGUCAUAGGUCCUCUGUAGUCUGGUAGAAAUUGAUUGCGCUAAAAUAACACAAUCACAAUGAAUAUUGCACCAUUAUCCCCUGCGAGUGGCAUUGGUCGCUUUUAUAAGAAAUCUGCCAAAAUAAUACGUUUCGUAAGACAAGGAUGUACUAAUCGGCCUUUCUAUCAUAUUGUUGUCAUGGAGCGCCGCAAAAAUCAACAUCAACCUGUUAUUGAACAAGUUGGCACCUAUGAUCCCUUACCAAAUCAAUACAACGAACGUUUGGUCUCAUUUAAUUUUGAACGUAUACGUUUUUGGUUGGGGAAGGGUGCCCAUAUGUCUACACCGGCUGCUGAGUUAUUGGGAAUUGCCGGUUUAUUACCCAUCCAUCCUCGUACAUAUAUGACGGCGUGGCGUAAUCGAGAAAAGGCAGCGGCGGCAGCAGCUGCUGAACAAGAUAAUCCAACGACUGGGGGCAGUGAUGAAGUAAAAACAAAUUAAUUAUUGUUUAACAUGUGUUCUUGUUAUUACUAGUUUUUAUUAAUAAGAGUAAAUAUUACAAAA
Musca domestica (house fly) is the source of this 607-nucleotide messenger RNA. RefSeq names its product small ribosomal subunit protein bS16m (gene mRpS16). Bases 122 to 544 code for a protein of 140 amino acids. Gene Ontology annotation, cellular component: ribosome; mitochondrial small ribosomal subunit. Gene Ontology annotation, biological process: mitochondrial translation. The record is from RefSeq and is a predicted model, not a curated record. Gene Ontology annotation, molecular function: structural constituent of ribosome. Lineage: Eukaryota; Metazoa; Arthropoda; Insecta; Diptera; Muscidae. The transcript is spliced from 3 exons.